GUUUGUACCAUAGCAACUUCUGCUAGCUACCACCACCGAGUUGCACGUCGCAAGCCCUUCCUAUUACCAGCGGCUAUCUGGAAAUGUCUCAUUUGGGCAAAGGAAAAUAUAACAAGGGAUUGGAAUGAGGUUAGGCUAGGGCAUAGGAGAGUGAUGAGAUUACCAGGUGAAGAAUUUCUUUCCAUGAACAUACAGCCAACCUUCAAGAGUGGUUGUAAAUCUAUCAUGGUAUGGGGGUGUAUUGCAUAUAGUGUGAAAGGUCCACUGAUCAAGCUAGAAUUUCUGCCUACAACCAUGAGUAAGAAGGGCCAAAGAUGA
Heterobasidion irregulare TC 32-1 is the source of this 318-nucleotide messenger RNA. RefSeq lists its product as uncharacterized. Gene Ontology annotation, molecular function: nucleic acid binding. Lineage: Eukaryota; Fungi; Basidiomycota; Agaricomycetes; Russulales; Bondarzewiaceae. The transcript has 2 exons. The annotation marks the transcript as partial. The record is from RefSeq and is a predicted model, not a curated record.